Messenger RNA from Vairimorpha ceranae, 753 nucleotides. RefSeq lists its product as hypothetical. Bases 1 to 753 code for a protein of 250 amino acids. Lineage: Eukaryota; Fungi; Microsporidia; Nosematidae. The transcript has a single exon. The record is from RefSeq and is a predicted model, not a curated record.
AUGUACGAAGACAUCUUAAAAUUUCUAAAAGACAAAAAUAGAAAACUUACUAAAGAAGAAGCAACUGAAUUUAUAAGGCUGCUGGCUGAAAGUGUAGGAUGUGAAGAAGACAUUAUGGGACACAAUAGUAGUUUGGAAAAUUCAGAAGAAGAAUUUUCAACUGAUAUUAAUUUUGUAAUUGAUGAUAUAAAUGAAGGAUAUAGUGAAGAUGAGGAUACGUUUUCUUUGGAAGGAAUUAGUGAUGAAGAGGAAGAAGAAAAGGAGUACAUUGUUUUAAAUAAAAGAAAAAUUAUGAGAAAUAAAGAGUUUAAAAGGGUUAAGACAUUACAAGAAACAUCUGUAAAAGAAGCCAGUGAAGAAGCAAUAAAAUCUGAUAUUGAAGUGUUGUCUACAGAAAAACAAAAUUUAAUAGACAAAAAUAUUGAUCAUGCAUGUAAUGAAUCUGCCAAAGAAGAAAACUUACUAGAUAAAUCUCAUGAAAAUAGCAGUAAGCAAUCUGAUGUAUUAUUUAACCUUCCUAAGACUUUAAAUUUUUCUUCUGGAAAUUUUCUUGCUUCCGAAGAAUCUCCUUCUCCAAAUUUACCAAAUGAUGUUGAAUUUUCUCUUCCAAAAUUGGACAAAAGCUUUGAAUUUAAACUUCCUGAUGCUACUUGUACUAACGAAGAAUUCAAAUUUGAUGUUGGAGAGUUACUAGAUAUUAAUAAAAAUGGACCAGAUUUUAAAUUUUAUGAUGAAGAUAACAAUGAAAUCUAA